Messenger RNA from Aspergillus luchuensis, 384 nucleotides. RefSeq lists its product as uncharacterized. The coding region runs from base 1 to 384 and encodes 127 amino acids. The record is from RefSeq and is a predicted model, not a curated record. The transcript has 3 exons. Lineage: Eukaryota; Fungi; Ascomycota; Eurotiomycetes; Eurotiales; Aspergillaceae.
AUGUCCCAAAACCGUCUCCCAGGCUCCACCCGCGGCGGCGCCAGCGCCCAACCCACACCAGCCAACAACUCCGGCGGAGGCAGUGGCUGGGGCGACGAGGGCUAUCCCAAGGGAGGAGGUCUAGGAACAGCGAACCAGACGACGUCGUCGGACGAUGGGGUUCCUUCCGAAAUUCUCACCCCGCCUGCCUUGCAAGGCAUCUCGCAGCAAAAGCAAGCCGCAGAGCAAAAGUUCAUGAGUCGGUGGGAUGAAGGACAUGAUCAGCGAGAGGGAACUUGUGCUACGGAAGAUCAUAGCUUCAUGGGCACGAAGCCUGGUGGGUCGGAUGCGUUGCCCGGUUGGAAUGUGCUGAAGGAUAAGUUGGGAUUUCUUUAUCCGGAGUAA